Messenger RNA from Tachysurus vachellii, 1367 nucleotides. RefSeq lists its product as uncharacterized. The coding region runs from base 110 to 547 and encodes 145 amino acids. The transcript is spliced from 5 exons. Lineage: Eukaryota; Metazoa; Chordata; Actinopteri; Siluriformes; Bagridae. The record is from RefSeq and is a predicted model, not a curated record.
CUACUUCCUGUCAUGUUCAUUUCCUAAUCGCGCUUAGCCAAGAGCAGAACAUUUUACUUUAGAGCUUUGUGUGUGUGUGUGAUUGUGUGUGUUUUAUCCAGCAAGGAAAAUGUUCCUGUUAACAUCUACACUGAUCUUCAUCUCUGCAGUCGUGUUCCAGUGUCACGCUGAGCAGAAGCUGGAGUGUCCCUACAAACCAAACCAUAAAGACCUGCAGAGAGUUUGGUGUAAAAUGGACACAACGGAUACCAAAUGCUGCACGGGUUUGUCCUUCAUGUCAGGAAACACGGAGCUGGAGAACGGGCGUCUGAGCGUGACGGACAACGGCAAUGCUUUCAUCGUGUCUGUGAAGAGUCUGUCUCAGGGGGACGGAGUUUACUGGUGCGGCCUCAAGAACGGCAGCUACAUCGUCAAACUGGCCGAGAAAGAGCUCCACAAUUCGAUGGAUUUCAUCUGGGCGGUCCUGCGCUAUCUGCUCUUCGUCCUGCUCCUGCUGGCCGUGAUCUCAACUCAUGCGUACUGCAGCUGGAGAAAGCCGAAGGAGUAAAGUGAUAUGCGAGCGUCCAGAGAGACACUGUGGAGAAGAUUUAUUUACACCGAUACUAAACUUAGAUUUAAAGCUUUACGCACAAAUUAUAUGUGUUUGUGUUUGUGUGUAAUCACAGUAACUUGACUGUGGUGUUGUUCUUGGUUUUUUCAGUAUUUCAGCAUUUUGUAAACUGUUGAUUUCCUGACAGUUUCACACACAAAUCUCUCAGGUUUAGACAGAAAACUAAAACCCAGCAAGUGUCAGUUCUGUGGGGGUGUAAACAGUUUGACGAUCAGAGUUUGAACCAACAGGAAGAUUAGAAAUUAGUUUUUGAGCAGAAAAGCAUCUGAGGAACGACUAAAGCUCGGCUUGAGGAGGACGAGCUUCAAAAGCAGAAGACUUUCAUAUCUAAAGUGACGUACUUUAACCGUAAAGAGUAGUUAGAGAGCAGUCUGCUCUAUCAGCUUGUAAUGAGCCAAAAGCUUCAAAUAUCUUAGAAGAAACACUCAGUGUUUUCAGAAAGCUCAUUAAAAAAUGUUCCUGUAUUAAUGUCCCAAAUCUGAUCUAAAGUCUAAUCACCCCCCAGGUUUCUUUUACCUAACAUGUAAGUUUUUUGUUUUUUUUUACUAAAUGUAACAGUACUCUUGUAAAGGUUCAAAUGAAGUAAAUAAAUAAAUAAAUAAAUAAGAAUUAAACAGUAUCUGUUGUCCAAGCUGUUAGAAAUGAAAAUAAAAUUCACCGCUCUUUUUUUCCUUUCUUUCUCUGUUCUACUUUUAGACAAAAUAGGAUACAGUGCCUUGUAACUUCUAAUGGAUUAAAAAGUUUGUACACCCAUUCA